Symbiodinium necroappetens is the source of this 525-nucleotide messenger RNA. NCBI's taxonomy places the organism in Eukaryota, Dinophyceae, Suessiales, Symbiodiniaceae. The record is from the annotation of a GenBank genome assembly.
AUGGAUCGCUGUGUCAAUCAAGAGUUGGAGCCUAUCUACUUGCCAGGCUUUUGUUCGAUGUACUGGCUCCGACUCAUGUACAGCCUUCGUGGAGAGCGGUGGCUGGGCCCUUACCUUCUGCCCAUUCUGUCAGCCGUUCGAGACACGGGGGCGUUCUUCUUCGUCACCUCCCUGUGCGUCGCAAGUGCGACCCAUGCCUACGUCAUCAUGAACCCCCGAGGCGAGGACGAUUUUCCUGUGUACUCUGCAUUCACACACACGGUCCGAUUAGCCAUCUUCGGGGACUUUGACCUCUUUGAAUACCAGGGCCAAGACACUACCUUUGAGCAAGUGGAGGGCGAGUGGGCACCGAAUGACCCCAGUCCGAAAGACUUGGAGCAGCUCCCUUAUAUCUACUUGCAGCUCUGCUUCUUCUGCACCGGGAUUGGCAUUACGGUGCUGCUCAUGAACCUGCUACUCUGGUGCAUGGUAGGCAAGUUUCAACCUGUAACCCUCCGGUUUACAACGAGCCCCUUCCCCACCUAA